UGAAAAUAUGAAUCUCGUUAUCAAUCGGGCGGGAAAAGUUCCGUCUGUUGAGUUCCAUCUGUGUUUGACUUGUUUUAAGUCAAAAAGGUAGUUUUGAGUUUUGCCAUGGAAAUGGAAGUGGAUGGAACGAUCAACACAGAAAGGAGCCUGAGUCUCAUUGGAUCACGGCAGGUCUCCGUCACCGUGCAGGACAUCGAGGCGACUGCCCUUCUCUUAAGAGUGAUCAAAGGCAGAAUAUUGUUUCUCCUUUCGAAAAAUAACACUUCGAAUAGCACACAUAAUGAUUGGUCAUCGGUGGACCACGAUUCUAACGACGAAGUAUCAAUUUAUUUGCUUAAAGUCGCCUUGAAAUACAUGAAACGAUGUGUUGACACUCAUCCAGCCCUGUCGAAUUUUCUAUGGCAGAAGAUUGUCCUUAACGAAUCCGACAAAGCAAUUGUCCACAAACAAAAAUCCAUUUCAAAAGACUUUUUGUUGGAACAGGCGGUAAAAGAAGUCGUGAACCUUGCGGUCCACAUUUAUGAGCUUAUGAACAAAAAGCUUAAACAGUCCAAGAAGUACAUGGAAGUUGUGCACAUGAGCUGGCAAGUACAGUCUAACGUGAACCAGGUUAUCCCAGAUUCUGAGGAUGAAGAGAGUGAUGUUAGCGAGAAAAUACGGUUUCAGAAAUCGAAAGGAAAUGCUUUAAGGCGAGUAAAACGAUUGGGGGAAAUCAUACAGAGGCUUCUUGUGAUUUAUCCUGUUGACUAUAAGAAGAACGAACCAAUGAGAACAAUUUUGAAACGUCUUGUCAUUGUUGAUUCAAUGUAAUAGGAAUUUUCUUAAGAUGUCUGUUUUAUAUUCUAUUUCUUCUUAAAAAAAUGUAUGUUUACAAAUUUUUUAUGUACCUUAUAUAAUCUCAAUAUCACAUGCUUAUUAUAGGUACAUACAUCAUGUGAAAAAUUGAAACUAUGACUUCUUGUGGCAAUAAUCGCAUUUAUGUAAUUUACAAAAUAAAUUACCAGCACGCCAUGAAAAUCGCCUACCUCUGUUCUGGAAGUUUAGGGUCAUAUCUUGGUCUUAUUUGUCCCACCGUCAAAAUUAGAUUCUAGGAGAUGAUAAAGGUAGGCCAUUUCAGCCCCCAAUUGGUUUUUAAGUCUAAAUCUAUUCUCACUUUUUAAUGAAUUCUUUCUUCUUUUACCAUUUAUUCAAGUAGAGGGUGGUUCUCGAUAUUUGCUGCAUCACUCUAGUCUAAUUGAGGGUCUGUGUUAGUCAAUAUUCCACAAUCAGCCCAUUCACACUAAUAAA
Molecule: messenger RNA, 1287 nt
Organism: Cimex lectularius (bed bug)
Lineage: Eukaryota; Metazoa; Arthropoda; Insecta; Hemiptera; Cimicidae
Exons: 4
Coding region: 106-810 (234 amino acids)
Source: RefSeq, a predicted model, not a curated record